CUGGGUCACGUGAGAACUUGUCACGUGGGACGCGUGCCUGGGAGCUGAGCUUCCUGAGGCCUGUGGUUCUCCGCCGCUGCGCUGGUUCUUAGCUUAGAGCCGCUGGAGCUGCGCGGCGGAAAUGAUGAACCGGACCACCUCCGACCCGGAACGGACCCCAGAGACCGAGCCCGUGUGGGAGCGGCCCUGGUCCGUGGAGGAGAUACGCGGGAGCAGUCAGAGCUGGUCCCUGGCAGCCGACGCGGGCCUGUUACAGUUUCUACAGGAGUUCUCACAACAGACUAUCUCCAGGACCCAUGAAAUCAAGAAACAAGUGGAUGGUCUAAUUCGGGAAACUAAAGCUACAGAUUGUCGGCUCCAUAAUGUCUUCAAUGACUUCCUUAUGCUGUCUAAUACCCAAUUCAUUGAGAAUCGUGUUUAUGAUGAAGAAGUGGAAGAGCCGGUACUCAAGGUUGAGACAGAAAAAAUGGAACAGGAAAAGACCAGGGAACAAAAAGAAGUAGAUCUGAUUCCUAAAGUCCAGGAGGCUGUGAACUAUGGUUUGCAAGUAUUGGACAGUGCAUUUGAGCAGCUGGAUAUAAAAGCAGGGAACUCUGACUCUGAAGAAGAUGAUGCUAAUGAACGAGUGGAACUUAUCCUUGAACCAAAAGACCUAUACAUUGAUCGCCCUUUGCCAUAUUUAAUUGGGUCAAAACUGUUCAUGGAACAAGAAGAUGUAGGUCUUGGAGAGCUGUCUAGUGAAGAAGGUUCAGUAGGCAGUGAUCGUGGUAGUAUUGUGGACAGUGAAGAAGAGAAUGAAAAAGAGGAGUCAGAUGAAGAUUUUGCCAAUCAAAGUGAUAAUGAUCAAAACCGGCACACUGCACAAAUGAGCGAUGAAGAAGAUGAUGAUGGUUGUGACAUUUUUGCUGACUCUGAGAAGGAAGAAGAUGAUAUUGAAAAUAUUGAAGAAAGCACUAAACCUAAAAGAAAUAGACCUACAUCAUUUGCUGAUGAGUUGGCAGCUCGUAUCAAAGGGGAAACUGCAAACCGGGUAGAAGAGGAACAACCAAGCUCAUCUCCAGGGGAAGCAAAACACCAGAAGAUACUGAAAGAGAAGAAAGAAAGGAGAACUCCUUCAGAUGAUGAAGAAGAUAACUUAUUUGCACCCCCUAAGCUGACUGAUGAAGAUUUCUCGCCAUUUGGUUCUAGAGGUGGUUUGUUCAGUGGAGGGAAGGGACUCUUUGAUGAUGAAGAUGAGGAGAGUGACCUCUUCAAGGAAGCCCCUCAGGAUCAGGAAGUUCGAACCCCUGCUAAUGAAGUGUCUUCAUCCUCUAGAACUGGAAAGAAAAUCCCAGCUGGAGCUGUCUCUGUAUUUUUAGGGGACACUGAUGUGUUUGGUGCUUCCUCUGCUCCAUCAGUGAAGGAGCCUCAGAAACACAGGCAGCCCACUGCAGGGAAAACCCCAGCUUCUGUUGUCCUCUUUGAUGAUGAUGAUGACGAUGAUGAUGACUUUUUUUCGACUUCUUAUAGCAAACCCCCAAAGACAGAUAAAAUAAAACCCACUGCCAAUAUUUUUGAUGAUGAAGAAGGAGAUCUUUUCCAAGAAAAGGCAGCAACUUUGCCAGAAGCUACGUUGAAUCAGACAGACGAAAAUAAAGGAAGACCAGAAAAAAAGGUUACUGCACCAUCCAGUAAAAAUGUCAAGCUCAUGUCAGAAACCAAGACUCAAAAAGGUUUGUUUUCAGAUGAGGAGGACUCUGAGGAUUUAUUUUCUUCUCAAAAUCUGAGUAAGCCAAAAAAUUUAUCUGUCCUGCCUACCAAACUUCCCAAGUCAGUUUCUUCGCUUUUUGAUGACGAAGAUGAAGAGGAUAAUCUUUUUGGGGCUACAUCUGCUAAGAAGCAGGUAUCUUCUCUACCAACUCAGAGCCAAAAGAAAGCAAAACCCUCUGAACCACCUGAAAAGAAAGCAUCUUCCUUAUUGUUCAGCAGUGAUGAGGAGGACCAGUGGACUAUUCCUGAUUCACAGACCAAUUCAGCAUCUGACCAGUCUAAAGGGGAAGUAAGGGAUUCUGGGAUCAUCCAGGACCAGGAGGUCAAGGUGGUGAAAAAGACAAGCCUCUUUGAGGAAGAUGAUGAAGAUGAUCUGUUUGCUAUUGCUAAAGACAGCCAAAAGAAGACCCAAAGAGCAUCACUCCUGUUUGAAGAUGAUGCUGAUAGUGGAAGUUCUCUGUUUGGCUCUCCUCCCACCUCUGUUCUCCCUUCAACGAAAAAAGAGACUGCUCCUGAGGUUUCACCUUUAUUGUUUGGUGAAGAAGAAAAGGAGCCACAACUGGGAGGAAAACCCGUGGAUAGGAAGGUUCAGAAUACCAAAGAAUCAUCAGGAUUUGGGAAUACUCAUGUGACUAAUGAGUCAGAAAAGGAAGGACCUUUGACUUUACCUACUCAGGAAGCAGUCAAACAUUCUGACUUAUUUUCAUCAUCCCCACUGGAUAAAGGAACUAAAAAUAGAACUAAGACGGUGCUUAGCUUAUUUGAUGAGGAAGAGGAUAAAACAGAAGAUCAAAACGGCAUCCAGGCUCCAAAGAAAGACAUAGGAAAGAGUCCAGUUCCUGAUACCCGUCCCAAGAGCACCGGUGUCUUUCAGGAUGAAGAGCUUCUUUUUAGUCACAAACUCCAAAAGGACAAUGACCCUGAUGUUGACCUUUUCGCUGGCACCAGGAAAACCAGGUUUUUAGAGCCAAAUGUUGGGAGCCUGUUUGGCGAUGAUGAAGAUGAUGACCUUUUCAGCUCAACCAAAACCCAGCCUUUGGUAUCAGAAAAGAAGAAGAUAGUGAAAAAAGAACACUUUGUUUCUGCUUUCAAGAACCAGAAACCUCCUGAAACCACUCAAGAUAUCAAAGAAAAAAACUUAUGGAAACCAGAACCCCACCAGGACUCGCCAGGUUCAGCUCCAUUUAAAACCAAAGAGCCAUCCCCUCGGAUCUGGAAAAUACAAGCAAAUUUAUCAAUUAAUCCAGCAGCCUUGCUGCCUGCAGCAGCUCCCCAGAUCUCUGGAGCAAAGCCUGCUUUGCCAGAAUUGGCUAUUCCAUCAUCUGAAUCUGGAAGGAUCCACAGUCUGGAUAGACUGUCCACUGUUCCUGGAGAUGGGGAGCUCGGUGUGAGUUUUGAUCUUCCAGCUCAGGCAGACACCUUACACAGUGCAAACAAGGGCCGAGUGAAAGUGAGAGGAAAGCGCAGACCACAGACUCGUGCAGCUCGGCGGUUGGCUGCCCAAGAGUCCAGUGAGGCUGAGGACAUGAGUGUCCCCAGAAGAUCUGCUGCACAAUCUCCACAAGGUGCCAUUUCACCAGAUGGCUUUCAGCCACUGCCAAGAACACCUGGUGAAGAACAUUCUCAGGAGGCCUUAGCAGCUGCCACUCCAACUUGGUUAGGUGAUCCCAUAGCUGGAGUGGACAGAAGCCCCUUUGGGAAGUCUCACGGUCAACCUCUUGAGGAUGACCUUUUUGAUUCUGAAGAUAUCUUUUCUAACAGUAUAAAAUCUCAGCCUACGGGGAGAACAAAAGCCAAGACAAAAGCAACAGAGAACCCAACCAACCCACCAGGAGAAAGUAAAGAAAAGAGCCCCAUGUUUUCUGCUCGAGGUGAGACAGGUAGUGAUGAAGAUCUUUUUCAGUCUGUGACGCCAAAACCAUCGAAGACAAAUCCCUUCCCUCUCCUGGAAGAUGAGGAUGAUCUCUUUGUACAUCCAAAAAGCAAGAAGACUGAGUCAAAAUCCAGCAGCCAACAGGAUGUCAUCUCAAAAGCACAAGAUAUUUUUGAGGAUGAUAUAUUUGCUAUAGAAGCAGUCAAGCCCUCACAAAAAGCAAAAGAGAAGGAAAGAACAUUUGAACCCAACUUAUUUGAUGAUAACAUUGAUAUCUUUGCUGACCUAAACAUAAAACCAAAAGAAAAACCCAAAAAGAAAGUAGAAACUAAGUCUAUAUUCACUGAUGAUAUGGAUGAUAUAUUUUCCUCUGGUGUCCAGCCUAAGACAACCAAAGCAAAAAGUAGGUCCUCGCAGGCAGCACCUGAACCAAGAUCUGAACAGAAGGUUUCCAACAUAUUUGAUGAUCCCUUAAAUGCCUUUGGAGGCCAGUAGAGCAUAUACAGUCAUCACUUUUCAACUUCCAGGUUAUAUCCUUGAGUUAAUGUUGUUUAUAUGCUUUUUGUCUUAAUUGAAUCAUGAAGACAAUAAAAUAAAUACAUAAUGGAGCUUCUAGCUCACAUCUUA
Erinaceus europaeus (western European hedgehog) is the source of this 4249-nucleotide messenger RNA. RefSeq names its product WASH complex subunit 2-like. The record is from RefSeq and is a predicted model, not a curated record. NCBI's taxonomy places the organism in Eukaryota, Metazoa, Chordata, Mammalia, Eulipotyphla, Erinaceidae. Gene Ontology annotation, cellular component: early endosome; WASH complex. The coding region runs from base 122 to 4117 and encodes 1331 amino acids. Gene Ontology annotation, molecular function: phosphatidylinositol phosphate binding; retromer complex binding. The transcript is spliced from 31 exons. Gene Ontology annotation, biological process: retrograde transport, endosome to Golgi; protein localization to endosome.